Clonostachys solani is the source of this 435-nucleotide messenger RNA. The record is from the annotation of a GenBank genome assembly. Lineage: Eukaryota; Fungi; Ascomycota; Sordariomycetes; Hypocreales; Bionectriaceae.
CUGUGCAUUUUCUCCCGAAUCCAAUCAAAGGAAGCAAAGAACGAGGCCGUUCUUGUCGCAUCUUUGUGGUCUUCUGCAUUCCUAUUCCUACACCGUACAUCCAUCACCCCACCACGGGCUCAUUCCGCGACUCCCCUCCAGAGGACCGUCUAUUGGCUGGGCCGUUGGAUCCUCGAAAAGCCCACUCAAGAGCUUUGCUUGCAUAUACGCCCAUCGAGCCAAAUCUACGACAGCACAAGUGCAUCGAUACACGGGCGCCAUACCCAGACCGCAGCCAUGAAGAAGAACGACGUCAUCGCCAUCAUUGUCAUCAUCUUGUUCUUGGUCCUGGCCGGUGUCGCCUUUGGCAUUGCGACUCUUGUGCACCAGUUCCGCAGGCAAACAGACGGCUCGCACAGUGGAAGCAGCGGCAGCAGCAGUAGCAGCGACGAGUAA